This is a messenger RNA of Conger conger (European conger), 1749 nucleotides long. RefSeq lists its product as uncharacterized. Gene Ontology annotation, biological process: regulation of cell differentiation. Lineage: Eukaryota; Metazoa; Chordata; Actinopteri; Anguilliformes; Congridae. The transcript is spliced from 5 exons. Gene Ontology annotation, cellular component: membrane. The record is from RefSeq and is a predicted model, not a curated record. Bases 874 to 1749 code for a protein of 291 amino acids.
UCCCCAUAAACUCUGGUUUCCAUUAAUCUAGAGCUGGAAAGUAGAAAGGCAGUGGAGUGUAGCUAUGAUCUCAUUGCACAUGGUGGUGGGUCACUACAGUGUGUGUGUGUGUGUGUGCGUGCGUGUGCAUACAUGUAGGUGUACAUACAAAUUUCAUGAAAGUUAGAUUAAUAUGCCUGGCUUUUAAUGAUAUUGCAAAAGCUAUAGGGACUGUGACUGACAGAGGGAGAGCUUUUAGCAUGUGUUUGUGUGUGCGUGCGUGUGUGUGUGUGUGUGCUUAAAGAUAUAAAGAUGUAUUGUGACAGCUUGAGAUAUGUGGGUAUAAAGAUGUUUGACUGACGGCAAGUUGUGUGUGCGUGUGUGCGUACAGACGUGUGUGCUGCGUAUGCAUGUGUGUGUGUGUGUGUGUGUGUGUGAGAAAAAGAGAAAGGGAUGGAGGUAGUAGGACAGUUUUGACAUCUGGUGAGUAUUAUGUGAUUUUGAAAAACGCAGAUUGAAGAGUGUUUUUCCCCUCCAGUCAUUAUUAUUGUGAUUGCGGCUCCUCCGCCCAUUUCAUUUGGGUGAGCGGCAGCGUGUGUUUAACAUUCCUCAGCACUGCAGCCCCAAUCCCAUCCCGAGCUGCUCCCGAGCUGCGGAUUGAGCCGGGAGCCGCGCUGAGCAGGGAUUACCACCCGCCGCUACGUGACACACGCUCGCUCGCUAGCUCUUCCCUCUCUCCCUCCCUCUCUCUCUCCUUCCCUCUCCAUCUCUCUCACUGACACACACCAUCGCAAACACAAACACCCUCUCCUCCGCUCAACCCGUAACCGCCUCCGAUCCCUCGGGCUCCCUCUCUCUCGUGGCCUGCGUCUCUGAUGGAGGCUGACCGCUAACAUGAGCAUGGCGGGAGUGCAGCGCGGAUUCCUCAGGAAGUAUGGUGGCUUUAUGUUCAAACAGUGGAAGGAGAAGUACCUCAUUCUGACCACAGAAGGCAGUCUUAUGGUCUGUCGCGAUGCAGAGUCACCAGCCGACCAGGUUGUGGCGCUGCAGGGAGGCUGUGAGGCCAUUGUGGAGGGCAGGGAGAUCCUGGAUCUGCCCCGAUUGCCCCCCGGAGGCCGUAGGGACUGCUGCCUGGCGCUGAUCCUGCCCCAGGACAAGUUUCUGCUGUUGAUGGCCGACAGCCCCGGUGACUGCAGCCAGUGGCUCAACAUGCUGAGGAAAGUCAAAGAGAGUGUGUCGUCACCCCUGACAAACCCACCCUGCAAACGGCACCAGUCCCUGACUCCCUGCAUCACGGACAGAGACCCCCUCCCCGAUGCCAUCAAGGAGAAAGGCCCAGGCAGCAGGCGGCUGAGCGAACAGGCCCCGCCCUCCUCCCCUGGGAUUGGUGACAUCUCAGAGGGCAGAAUGAGAGGGAACAGGUCGCCCCGCCAGCCGAAGAGCCCGGGGAUCCCGUCCCGCCAGCGCUCCGUCGGCUGCCUGCGCCACGGCAACAGCAGCGACGCCCGGGCGGUGAGGGCGGUGUACCUGCUGAUGGGCGGGGCGGCCGCCUCCUCGGCGCUGGGCUACCUGGGCUCCUGCUCCUCCCCCUCCCCCCACGACGCCCGCCCCCCCGAGCACCUGAGCACCGCGGCGGACUUCCCCGACAUGGGGGGCGGCAGCGCCUACCACGCCUGCAGCCAGGCCGUCGACUCCCCCCACUUCCACAGCUUCGACUUCGAGGCGGACUCCGACUUCGACGCUUUCGACUGCGGGGGGUUCGCGUUCUAG